Messenger RNA from Ficedula albicollis (Collared flycatcher), 3040 nucleotides. RefSeq names its product HPS4, biogenesis of lysosomal organelles complex 3 subunit 2 (gene HPS4). Gene Ontology annotation, biological process: vesicle-mediated transport. The record is from RefSeq and is a predicted model, not a curated record. Lineage: Eukaryota; Metazoa; Chordata; Aves; Passeriformes; Muscicapidae.
GCCAUGUCCCGCCCCGCCGCGCCCGGCCCCGCACCAUGGUGGAAUUACUUCUUCCUUUAUGAUGGCUCAAAAGUGAAGGAGGAAGGGGAUCCUACGAGUGCCGGGAUCUGUUAUUUUUACCCUUCCCAGACCGUCCCAGAGCAGCAGGAGCUGCUGUGUGGGCAGAUGGCCGGGGUUGUUCGCUGCCUCACCGAGAUCUCUGGAUCCCCUCCCAGCCUUGUCCGCCUCAGGAAGCUCAAAUUUGCCGUGGUGGUGGAUGGAGACUUUCUGUGGGUUCUGGGCUGUGCUGUGGAGCUGCCUGACGUGAGCUGCCGGCGGCUCCUGGAGCAGCUCAUCGGCCUCUUCACCUUCUACCAGGGCCCUGUGCGUGGGGCAUACACGGCGUUUUCCCAGGAGGAGCUGAGCAAGGAGUGGGACAGGUACAUUGAACACAUCCAAAAAAACACCAGUGACCUCCACAGGAUUUUCAAUUCUCUCUGGCAUCUGGACAAAACCAAGGUGGAUCCCCUGCUUUUGCUGAAGGCAGCUCUCAUCCUGCAGACAUGCCAGCGCUCUCCCCAUGUCCUGGCAGGCUGCAUCCUCUACAAAGGCUUGAUUGUGAGCACCCAGCUGCCACCUCCACUCACUGCCAAGGUCCUCCUGCAGGGCAGCGAGUCCCAAGGCCAGAGUGAGGCUGGAGCUGAGGAGCCACAGGAGCCUGCUGGCACGUGUUUGUUGAACGCUCACCCCUCCCCUGCUCCUGCAGAGUCUGCGCUGCCGCCGGGCGUCCGAAUCAUCCCCGUGUUCCUCACAGGGGAGGAAAUCUCUGUGCUCCGGGACUUCCCCGUGGAGUGGAUGGCCAGGUCACCCAUGUCCCCAGCAGGCCCCAGAGGAGAGGAGAGUGCUCUCUGCUCCCAGACAGUUCCAGAAUCAACAGGAGCUCAUGGAAACCAAGCCCUGGAUGGAAUCUCUGUGCAGGAGUCCCGUGAGGACGCUUCAGGCACACCUGCCCCAGGAGAUGUUGUGCAGUUGGGCAGCCCUGCAAGUCCUCUGAUGGACUUCUCUGGAAUGGAAACUGGCACAAGGAAUUCUCCAGCUGCAAACCUGAGUGGAGCAGGCAGUGAAAGCGCAGAGCUCGGCAGGAAAACAUCCUUCCCCUCAGAGAGUGACACAGAGCAGCUCCCAAGCCCUUCCUCACUCCAGACUGAAUGUGCUUGGACUACAGGUCCAUACCUGGAAGGCUUUUCCUUUCCCAAUCCUUACUGCUGGGAGCAGGAGCCGAGCAGAAGAAAAUCCCGUGAGCAGGACAAGCCGUGGAGUGUGAGCCAGGACAGUGUGUCUGGAGGCAGUGGCAGCACAGCCGGCGACCACGUGUGGGGCUUGGAUUGUCCUGCUGGACACGCUCAGCUCCAGAGUGGGAAGCAGCUGCUGCUCCCAGGGGUUCAGGAGGCUCUGCCCAGUGACCCUGCAGGAGGGCUCAGGCCGUGUGCCAGCAGCGGGGAGGACAGGCUGGGUGGCAGAGGCAGCGAGCCAGCCCAGCUGAGCCUCUAUGUUCACUGCAUCCAGGGGCUGGUGCUGUCGCUGCUGGCGGAGCAGCAGUGCGCCGCGACCCCCCCCCCGCGGCGCCGCGACCGCCGCGCCGUGGAGGAUGUGUACCACAGCAGCCUGGCCUCCCUAAAUGGCCUUGAGGUUCACCUGAGGGAGACUCUGCCCAAGGACUCCUCAGCCUCAGCCAGGACAAACUACAGCUUCACACACUAUGACUGUGUCCAGAACGUCCUCACGGCCAACUUGCCCCACACCCCCGGGCCCCUGGACCGACACUUCCUCAGGGCAGCCACACUCAUCCACUCCGACUUCAGCCAGCUCCCCACGGCCUCAGAAGUGAUCAUCAGGAACGCCUCCACAGCCGUGUACGCCUGCAGGAAUCCUGUCCAGGAGACCUACUUCCAGCAGCUGGGAGCUCCACUCCGCAACUCAGGCGUCCCCAACCCGCACGACAGCGCCUUCAGCCUGCCCAGCAAGGCCAAGCAGAAGCUGCUGAAGCAUGGGGUGAACCUGCUGUGAGCUGCCGUGCUCAGACAGCGGCUCAGCCCUGUGGAAUGUUCAUCUCCAGUAAGGAAAAUCUCAGCUGUUUGUGCCAACAGAGGCAGGAGGCCCUGCCCUGCCUCUGUGGGGUCUCCAGCCUGCCUGGCCCUGAGGAAGGGACACUCCUUGCCCCGUCCUGCAGCACGUUUUGGGCCAGUGCAGGUGUCAGUGACAGCAUUUACCAAAGACUGAGGACGGAACGCAGCGCCUUGGGACGCUUGGUUUACAUGGGCUUGGCAGGGACUCUCUUGGUGCUCUGCAGACUCCUCACGUGCCUUGAUCUGAGGUAAAGCCUCACCUUGCUGUGAGUUACACAGCCCCAGGCAGUGCUGGCUUUCAGAGGUGUCAGUCAACCACUGUCUGUGCCUGCACUUGCCCUGGUCAGACUUUGGCUUUAUUUAUAUCCCUUAAUCCAUGGGAAUGAUCCUGCCAUGACCUACUGCCUUGCCUUGGUUAGCAGUGCCUGCCCGUUCUCACACGGGAGCAGAACAAGAGCUGCAGAGCUCACAAUCCCUCUUUGGGUGCUCCCAGGAGGUUUUUACCCCACAGGUGACUCUGGAGGGCUGUCCCUGUCCCUCCACACCUGCCUGGUCAGUGAUGGUCCAGCCCAGCCCUGCCUUCCUUGUGCCCACCUGCACAUGCAGCCUCACAGGGGCUGGUGAUGGUGAUGGUGGUACGAGUGUCCCUCAGCCUUGUGCUCCCUCCCUCCUGCUCUUACUGCUCUGUUUGCCCACACUCUGCAGACCCUGAAGUUGCCUCUGAGCUGAUGGGACCAAAGAGGUUUUGUAUUCCCUCAGCAGCUGUUCCCUUUAUGCUCUGACAGUGUCCCCAGUCAGUGGUGGCUGUGGUGGUGGCUCAGGGAUGAAUACCUGUGUUUGGCUGGGCUUGGAACCUGCUGCUGGUGCAGACACACCCCUCAGUGAGACUGUGGAAAUAAAGGAGUCUCAAGGCUCAUCCCAGCACUGUGUCAGCA